Messenger RNA from Sodiomyces alkalinus F11, 3197 nucleotides. RefSeq names its product capsular associated protein. The record is from RefSeq and is a predicted model, not a curated record. Lineage: Eukaryota; Fungi; Ascomycota; Sordariomycetes; Glomerellales; Plectosphaerellaceae. The transcript is spliced from 5 exons. Bases 227 to 3040 code for a protein of 937 amino acids.
GUCGCUUAUUUGGACCUCAUUUCGAAUUCCCCUGCCUGUUCACAGUCCAAGACUUUCAAUGGAAUCCUGGGAACUUCCCUUUGCCCGACUUGCUCGGUUCCCGUAUAUAUCCUGUAACUUGGGAUCGCAGCUUCGUCGAUGAGACCCUCACAGACCCUUCACAGCUGCCAGCCAUCACACAUCAACCCUCCUUAUGCAGACGCUUCGCCAAGCCCCUUAAGUCCCUAUGGCCCACCAUGCACGCAUUCAACUCGCAGGCCUCUGUGCCGUGGCGUCGUUCAUCUGGACCUCCACUACCUUCGAGACACAUACCUUGAACCAAUGGCCUCGUUUUUCGGCAUGUCUUAUUCUGCUUCUUUCUGCCGGGUUGACUUGGACCGUGAGCUACUUUUCACGCUGGUUUCCUGGGCCUGAUGGCAGAUUCGACGAAACAUCUUCGGGACUCCUGAAUCAACCACUCCCAAAUUCACCCGAAAGACCACGACGUUACUUUGCUCCGGCCGUUGUGUUCUGCAUUGUCCUGCGCUUGGAGCUGUUCCAUCAAAUCGUCGCGAACUUUCAGUGCUCGACGCCGGGUGUCGAGUCGUUUUUGUGCACGUUUAUAGUAUUUUACGAUGUCUUCUUCGGCCACAGACACAAGCCCCCCACCAGCGCCUUGGAGCCCGAAGACCCUUGGCGCAGUUCGACCGCCGACCUGCUAGACUGGCUCAAGCAAGCGCGUCUGCUCCUGGUAGGCAGCGUGCUCCUUUUCAACUUCGGGACGUACAGGGCGGCGGCCAGUCAGAAGGUAUACUCCACCUACAUGUGUUCGUCUCUCUUCGAUACCCGCGCAGGCGUCGUUCUCAUGCAAGUCCUCGGUUUGGGCCUCGAUGCCACCAUCGCCAUUCUGCUCUGGCGCAUCCUCGCCUUCGCCAAGACGACCAAGGCUCGCUUGCGCACGGUAAGCAGUAUCCAGUUCUCUGCCGCCGCCUUGGUGGGCUUGGUCUGCUUGCUCUUCCGACUCCGGCAUGCCCCCAUUCUGCCCUCGGGCUUCCGAGGUCUGGGCUGGCUGUACGUGUUCGACAUGGUAAUCGACAGCUUCGCCUUCUCGGUGCUUGCCAUCUCCACUAGCCUCCUUAUUUCCGACGCUGGUCCCCUAGGGCCACUCGGUAUCGUUACAUUCUUCGCUGGUCUUUCCACCUCUUUCCGCAACCUGUCCUCGUUAAACCUAUGGCAGGGGCCGUCCAAGGUCGCCGUCAUAUUGCCUCUCCACGCCAUCGUCAUCGGGUUCAGCGUCUUUCUGUUCACUUGCAACAUACGUACGGUGCUUUUUGUUCGGCGUGUCUUCUUUUGGGUGGCCCUCUUUGCCGUCCUCGCUGGGACCACAAUCUACACCCUUUUCGUCAGCAGGCCAUUCCAUGACCGACACCCGCUGGGUGAUAUAAUCUACGCCUCCCGGAUCGAGGCCGACCGGUGGCUUACACGCGCUUCCACCAGUAAUACCCUGCACGUCGCGGUGGAGGAGUACCGUGGACGGAACCACGGCCGCGAUCCUCCACCCAACUUUGACAAGUGGUUCGACUUUGCCAGGUCGCGGGCAUCGCCCAUCAUAGAUCACUUCAAACAACUUGGAGACGACAUGCACCCUUUCUGGGGCUUGAAACCAGAGGCCAUCAGACAGUCACUGCGUAACGUUCUACCGGAGGCGCCUAGCAUAGCAUGGGUGAAGGUAGCAGGCGGACGGGUGUCGCACAGUUAUGAAGCUCAAGACCGCAACCGAAAAUCACUGGACAGUCUGGUGCAGAUGAUGGAGAGCUUUUCCGAACACCUGCAGGACAUGGAUAUUCCCAUCAACCUCGGCGACGGUCCGAGGGUUCUGACCCCGUGGGUUGACCUGCAUGGGCAAAGAGGCCCCCCCAGCAGGGGCACCGCAGAAGGACAUGUUCUCCCCGAAGCCUUCUUGACGCCGACAGUAUUCCAGGAGAUGGAGGCGCAGACAUGUCCAGUAGGUUCCAGCGGCAGGACGCUUCGGCACUGGAAUGUGCGAGACCUCUGCUUCUCCUGCGCGAGCCGUCAUGCCAAAGGCCCGUUUCUCGUGGACUGGGACGCGUCCCUGGAUCGUUGUGACCAGCCCGACAUGGCGCACCUUCACGGCUUCUAUCUGUCGGACAAGGAGGUAGCUCCGUUCCAGCAGCUGGUGCCGGUAUUCAGCAGGUACAAGGCGAGCGGUUUCAACGACAUACUGAUUCCGUGGCCCGAUCCGGUCGAGGACGAACCCGACUCCAAUCGCGACUUCCGCACUCGCAACAACAAACUGCACUGGCGGGGGGAGCUGGGAACCCACGAUGUGAGGGGCGAUGAGAUGCCCCGAGGCGGCCACAAGCAGAGACUGCUCCAUCUCGUCAACAACGCAACGUCCUCCGAGGAGAUCGUCAUGUUGCUGCCCAGGAUAACGGAUGUGCCCUUCCGAAAAGGAGCCACCUGGGGAGAACUCACUUUUACGUACGAAAAGAUUCACACGGCGGAGGCAAACGAGUUCCUUCCCUUCGAUAUUGGUGUCUCGUCAUACGCGUCAUGCCAGGACGCGCAGUGCGCGGCGGCAGCAUCGGAGUUCGGGACGAAGGAGAUGGACGUGGAGGCCCAGGAAGCGCUGCGAUACCGGUACGUGCUGCUGCUGGACGAGUCCCUGGGCCCACCGCGGCAAUUCCUCCGGACGGUACGGUCGUCGAGCGUGCCGUUCUUGGCCAGCGUCUUUCGGACCUGGUACACCGAGCGGCUGAUGCCGUGGGUGCACUUCGUGCCCGUCGAUAUCCGGUUUCAGGGCCUGCACAGUACGCUCGUGUAUUUCGCCGGCCACCUGGGACGCAAGGUGGGCGGCCGGACCUUGGAUGACCCAGGGAAUGAGGCUGAUGCCAAGUGGAUCGCUCUCGAGGGACGGUCGUGGGCACGCAAGGCUCUGCGGCGGGAGGAUAUGGAGGUAUACCUGUUCCGACUAUUGCUAGAGUGGGGGAGAGUUAUAGAUGUCGACAGAGAUAGCAUUGGAUUCAAGUUUGAGGAGUGAUGGACGGACCUGUCUGGCGGGUCAGAGAUGACCGAGCUGGAGGGCAUUAAGGCAUUGUAUUCGGUACUUGGCAAAACAUUGAGUGUACGGAUGCUUGUAUCAUUAAGCGUGAUAGACAGGGUCGGAUAUCAUCUGUACGGAUAAUUAUAAAAUGGAG